Messenger RNA from Photinus pyralis (common eastern firefly), 943 nucleotides. It is a transcript of the gene ND-30, whose product is annotated as NADH dehydrogenase [ubiquinone] iron-sulfur protein 3, mitochondrial. The transcript has 5 exons. Gene Ontology annotation, molecular function: NADH dehydrogenase (ubiquinone) activity. The record is from RefSeq and is a predicted model, not a curated record. Bases 101 to 874 code for a protein of 257 amino acids. Lineage: Eukaryota; Metazoa; Arthropoda; Insecta; Coleoptera; Lampyridae.
UGUUCGUUACUGAAGAACCUAAAUAAUUGUCAAAAUUUCAAAACAUCAUAACACAUUUUUGACAAAUAUUAGGUAACCAAUUUUUCAAAAAUACAGCAGAAUGGCAUCAUUACUGCGACAGGUUGCGAAAGCAAUACGAAAUCCACAAAUUUACAACCAGGUCGGUGCGAACAUCGGUCGUGGAUUUUCUACGGGAACAGUUCGUUUGGAAAAGGUGGAGACGAGACCGACUGUGCGUAAAUAUAAUCCACUUCUCAAGACCCAACUGACCGAGUUCGGGCAAUACGUCGCGGAGUGUUUGCCAAAGUAUAUUCAGAAAGUACAAAUAGCAGCAGGUGAUGAAUUGGAGCUGCUUAUUGCACCUGAAGGUGUUCUUCCCGUAAUGCAAUUCUUGAAAGAUCACCACAACGCACAGUUUGCAUCCUUAGCUGAUGUUACUGCUUUGGACGUACCCAGUAGGCAAUACAGAUUUGAGGUUGUGUACAACUUGCUUUCACUUCGUUAUCAAGCUCGCGUUCGCGUGAAGACGUACACCGAUGAAUUGACACCUAUUGAAUCAAUCUUUGACGUGUAUAGAGCUGCAAAUUGGUACGAACGUGAAGUAUGGGAUAUGUAUGGUGUGUUUUUCGCCAAUCAUCCAGAUUUGAGACGUAUUCUUACCGAUUAUGGAUUCCAAGGGCAUCCUCUUAGGAAAGAUUUUCCGCUCAGCGGAUAUGUUGAGGUACGAUAUGAUGAUGAACAAAAACGUGUGGUAGUAGAGCCGUUAGAGUUAGCCCAAGAGUUUAGAAAAUUCGAUUUAUCUGCUCCAUGGGAACAGUUCCCGAACUUUAGGAAAUCACACAAAACGGAAGAAGUUCCUAUAGAUAAAAAAUAAAGUUAUGUACUUUGAUUACAAUGUGCAAAUACAUGUAUUUAUUGUGUAAAUAAUUAUUUGUACCUGUAA